Messenger RNA from Saccharomycopsis crataegensis, 441 nucleotides. RefSeq lists its product as uncharacterized. The record is from RefSeq and is a predicted model, not a curated record. Gene Ontology annotation, molecular function: hydrolase activity; RNA binding; manganese ion binding. Bases 1 to 441 code for a protein of 146 amino acids. Gene Ontology annotation, biological process: deadenylation-dependent decapping of nuclear-transcribed mRNA. Gene Ontology annotation, cellular component: cytoplasm; P-body. The transcript has a single exon. Lineage: Eukaryota; Fungi; Ascomycota; Saccharomycetes; Ascoideales; Saccharomycopsidaceae.
AUGAUGGUGGUGGCCGUGAUCAUCGUGAUGUUCAUCAUGGUGUUCAGCGUGGUGGUGACCGCUGAGCAUUUGAAGCAUUUUGCAAAUCUAAUAUUUGAAAAGUACCCUUUCAUUUUCCCCGGGAAAAAUAAACAUGACUUUUUGGUUGAGUUUGAUAGAUACAAGGCUUCCACUCAAGUCUGUGGUGUGGUGCUAUUUGAUGAGUCACUAAGUAAGAUCGUAUUGAUCCAGUCUCUGUUAUGUAACUCUUGGAGGUUCCCAUCCUGUACUAUUAGCAAGGUUGAUAAUGCUUUGGAGAGUGCCAUUCGCGCUUGUUUAUAUCAAACUGGAAUUGAUGUUAGUGGUUUAGUUCAUGAGGAUUAUAUAAUUGAAAGAACUAUACAGGGAAUAACCCAUAUGCUUUAUAUGGUGAAGAUUCUUCCAGAGAGAACUAUUUUCUAG